Messenger RNA from Paramecium sonneborni, 1736 nucleotides. Lineage: Eukaryota; Ciliophora; Oligohymenophorea; Peniculida; Parameciidae. The record is from the annotation of a GenBank genome assembly.
UAAAUUGAUUAAGAUUAAAUAGUAAAUAAAUAUUAUAUAUAUAAAAAAUUGUAAUGGGUGGUUGUGGAUCACGAGAAAAAGAGUUAAGAGAGAAGGUAGGAUUCUCUUAAAGCGAUUAUGAUUUUGCACUAAAAAAAUUUAAUAAGAUGACAAAACAAAAACCAGGGUAUUUAUAAUUUUUAUAAUAGGAAAACAGACGAAUAUUUUAGUUUUGAAGGGUUUAAAUAAUAUUUUACAGAGAAUCCAGUAUUAGCUUAAAAGCUUUACAUAUUUAUGAGAAAUUAUGGAGGUUAAAAUUAUGUAGAUUGUCAUACAUUUCUAACAGUUGGUAUUCUGAAAAAUAAAUAUAUUUAGUUGACUUAUUUAGUAGAGUUUCUAUGAAAUUACAAAAUUAACUAAAGAAUUUAGAUAUAUAUACAUUAUUCACUUUAAUAUCUUUAUCGAGUCCAGAGAUAAUGUAAAGAGAUUCAUUUAAUUUAAAUAAUGUUUACAAGAUAAGUGUUAGUUAUUCAAAUGCUGUAAAAUUAUUUAAAGUAAAUAAAGUUAUGAAUUUUAGGAACUUAUUAACAUGUAGAGUGAUAAAGGAGAUAUUUUAUGUCAUGAUGAUGAUCAAGCACCAAUUUUAAUUAUAAACAACAUUUUUGAAAGUAUAAUUAAUUUAAUAGUAAUUUUAAUUAGAUCAUUCAUUGUUAAAUUAUAAAGCAUUUAAUGAUAAAAUUAAAUCAGAAACUCCUUUUAUUUCUAAAAUAGUUAAAAAUUAUAUUGCAGGUAAAUUUGUUAAUAAGACUUUGAGAAAUUAAUUACCUAUUUUAAAACCAAGUGAAAUUAUGAAUAAAUAAAUAAUAGGUAUCGUAUAUAAAAUAGAUUAAGCAUUACUUAAUUUAAGCGUACCAUGGUUUUCUAAAUCUAUAGCUAUUAAUAGAGUUUACAAUUAUGAUGUAGACUCUGGAUAAUAAUACAAUUUUAAUAUCAUAGGGAAUUAUUUACUUUAAACAAAAGGACCAAAUAUGAUUUUAUUUAGACAUUCUUAAAAAGAUAGAGAUGGAGAAAAAUAAGAUAAGUAUGUAUUUGGAUAUUUUUCACCGUCUUAAUGGAGAGUUUCACCAGAUAUAUCAGGAAACAAAGGAUCUUUUAUAUUUUCAAUCCAUCCAAAAUUCAAGAUAUUUUCAACUGUUGGUUAAUAAUAAAGUAAAUUUGCUUUGUUAGUACCUAUAAUUACAAAAAAAUAAAGUUAAACACUAAAUUCAACUCUAAAACAAGGUCCAAAAUAACCUGGUUUAGGAAUUGGAGGCAGUGGUUAUGAUCAUCAUAGAAUUUGGAUAGAUGGAAAAUAAUUAUAAGCAAGUAGACUCGUAGAUGAGGAUAAAACAUAUUAAAGUGGUUCUAUACUACCUGAUGAUAUUCAUUUACUAAAUGUAAGUAUAUAAAACACAUAUUAAUACUAUUUUAGAUUGACUUAAUUGAAAUAUGGGAUCUUUAAUUAAGUACUGUAGCUUAAGGUACUUCUUAUUUUAAAUCUACAUCUCAUUAAUAAAAUUUUGGUGAAGAUGAAAAAAGAAUUAACUAAAAUCAAUUAAGAGAUCUGAUAAUUACUUUAAAUUAAUAACAAGGAAGAAAUAAUUAUGUAUCAUUUAAAUUUAUCGCUUUUAGAGAAGAGAUACAACAGAAUUUUAAAUUAGUAAUCCCUUACUCCCAAUUAAUGAAGAGGAGGAGGAAAAAUUAUAAGCAAAAUGACA